GGCGGAGAUCAGCGAUCUGGACCGGCAGAUCGAGCAGCUGCGGCGCUGCGAGCUCAUCAAGGAGAGCGAAGUCAAGGCCCUGUGCGCGAAGGCCAGAGAGAUCUUGGUGGAGGAGAGCAACGUGCAGAGGGUGGACUCGCCAGUCACAGUGAGUACCCGCCGGCCCUCCGCAGCCCAGCUUAGUCUGUGGGGCCCACGGACGUGCCCCUUAGACUUGUGGGCUCCCAGCUGUAGGCCUCCUCCUGGGAGCCCCUCCUUCAAGGGAGCCUGGCUGGAAGAAACGGGUAUAACGGUCUGGGGCUUCGGGGUCACUGGAGGGACGCCCUUGGCUGGGGCAGAAGGCCUCUUCGUUUGGUAUGCGGCGACAUCCAUGGACAAUUCUAUGACCUCAAGGAGCUGUUCAGAGUGGGUGGCGAUGUCCCUGAGACUAACUACCUCUUCAUGGGGGACUUCGUGGAUCGUGGUUUCUACAGCGUCGAAACCUUCCUCCUGCUGCUGGCACUGAAGGUUCGCUACCCUGACCGCAUCACCCUGAUCCGGGGCAACCACGAGAGCCGUCAGAUCACCCAGGUCUACGGCUUCUACGACGAGUGCCUGCGCAAGUACGGCUCAGUGACCGUGUGGCGCUACUGCACUGAGAUCUUUGACUACCUCAGCCUGUCGGCCAUCAUCGAUGGCAAGAUCUUCUGUGUGCACGGGGGCCUCUCCCCCUCCAUCCAGACCCUGGACCAGAUCCGGACAAUCGACCGAAAGCAAGAGGUGCCUCACGACGGGCCCAUGUGUGACCUGCUCUGGUCCGACCCUGAAGACACAACAGGCUGGGGGGUGAGCCCCCGUGGGGCUGGCUACCUGUUUGGCAGCGACGUGGUGGCCCAGUUCAACGCAGCCAACGACAUUGACAUGAUCUGCCGCGCCCACCAACUGGUGAUGGAAGGUUACAAGUGGCACUUCAAUGAGACUGUACUCACUGUGUGGUCGGCACCCAACUACUGCUACCGCUGUGGGAACGUGGCUGCCAUCCUGGAGCUGGACGAGCAUCUCCAGAAGGAUUUCAUCAUCUUCGAGGCUGCUCCCCAAGAGACACGGGGCAUCCCCUCCAAAAAGCCCGUGGCCGACUACUUCCUGUGACCCCUUCGGCCCCUGCCCCCCUCCAGCCCCUCUGGCCCCCGGACCACUGUGACUCUGCCCUCUUCAGACGGAGGCCGGGCAUGGGGGGGUGCACUGUCCCCGGCUUUGCUCUCCCCCCGAAGAGGGCACUUCAGGGGUGAGGACUUUUCUGGAGAGGCUCGGAGCCUCAGCUCCGUGCUCUUCCUCCCGUGUCCCCGCUUGAACCAUGAAGUUUCCAAUAAUUUUGUUUUUCUUUUUUCCUUUUUUUUUUUUUGUUUUUAGAUAAAAAUUUUGAGAAAAA
Molecule: messenger RNA, 1408 nt
Organism: Phacochoerus africanus (Common warthog)
Lineage: Eukaryota; Metazoa; Chordata; Mammalia; Artiodactyla; Suidae
Gene: PPP4C
Product: protein phosphatase 4 catalytic subunit
Exons: 8
Coding region: 442-1128 (228 amino acids)
Biological process (GO): peptidyl-serine dephosphorylation; double-strand break repair via homologous recombination
Cellular component (GO): nucleus; cytoplasm
Molecular function (GO): protein serine/threonine phosphatase activity
Source: RefSeq, a predicted model, not a curated record